AUGUCUGACAUUGACCAAUUGGCUAUCUCUACCAUCCGUUUGUUGGCUGUUGACGCCGUCGCCGCCGCCAACUCCGGUCACCCAGGUGCUCCCUUGGGUUUGGCUCCUGCUGCCCACGCUGUUUGGAAGGAAAUGAAGUUCAACCCAAAGAACCCUAAGUGGAUCAACAGAGACAGAUUUGUUUUGUCCAACGGUCACGCCUGUGCCCUUUUGUAUGCUUUGUUGCACUUGUAUGGCUUCGACUUGUCCAUUGAUGACUUGAAGUCAUUCAGACAGUUGAACUCCAAGACUCCAGGUCACCCAGAGGCUACCGACGUUCCAGGUGUUGAAGUCACCACCGGACCUUUGGGUCAGGGUAUCUCUAAUGCCGUGGGUUUGGCAAUUGCCCAGAAGCAGUUUGCUGCAACCUACAACAAGGACGACUUGACCGUCAGUGACUCGUAUGUGUACACAUUUUUGGGUGAUGGAUGUCUUAUGGAGGGUGUUUCCUCUGAGGCUUCCUCUUUGGCUGGUCACUUGCAGUUGAACAACCUUAUCGCUUUCUGGGACGACAACCAGAUUUCCAUUGACGGUAACACCAACGUUGCUUUCACCGAGGAUGUCAUUGCUAGAUACAAGGCUUACGGCUGGCACACCAUUGAGAUCCCACACGGUGACACCGACUUGGAGGCUGUGGCUGCUGCCAUCAAGGAGGCCAAGUCCGUCACUGACAAGCCAACCUUGGUGAGAUUGACCACCACCAUCGGUUUCGGUUCUCUUGCCCAGGGUACCCACGGUGUUCACGGUGCCCCAUUGAAGGCUGACGACAUCAAGCAAUUGAAGGAGAAGUUCGGUUUCGACCCAUCUAAGACCUUUAACGUUCCUCAGGAGGUUUACGACUACUACUCGAAGCUCGCUAAGAAGAACCAGGAGGUCGAGGCUGAGUGGGACAACACUGUGGCUGAAUACCAGAAGAAGUACCCAGAGCAGGGUGCUGAGCUCAAGAGAAGAUUGGACGGUAAGUUGCCAGAGGGUUGGGAAUCUGCUUUGCCAUCUUACACCCCAGAGGACAAGCCAUUGGCCACCAGAAAGUUGUCGGAGAUGCUUUUGACCAAGGUUUUGCCAGUGUUGCCUGAGGUGAUUGGUGGUUCCGCUGACUUGACCGGUUCCAACUUGACCAGAGCCCCAGACAUGGUGGACUUCCAGCCUCCUUCCACUAAGUUGGGUGACUGGUCUGGUCGUUACAUCAGAUACGGUGUCAGAGAGCACGGUAUGGGUGCCAUCAUGAACGGUAUUGCCGGUUUCGGUGGUAACUACAAGAACUACGGUGGUACUUUCUUGAACUUCGUGUCUUACGCUGCCGGUGCCGUGAGAUUGUCUGCUUUGUCUCAUCUUCCAGUCACCUGGGUCGCUACUCAUGACUCCAUUGGUUUGGGUGAGGAUGGUCCAACCCAUCAGCCUAUUGAGACCUUGGCUCAUUUCAGAGCUACUCCAAACUUGUCUGUCUGGAGACCUGCCGAUGGUAACGAAGUGUCUGCUGCUUACAAGAGCGCAUUCGAGUCCACCAGCGUGCCACACAUCAUUGCCUUGACCAGACAGAACUUGCCUCACUUGGAGGGCUCUUCUCUUGAGAAGGCCUCUAAGGGUGGUUACACCUUGGUCAAGGCCGACAAGCCAGACGUGAUUAUUGUGUCCUCUGGUUCCGAGGUUUCCAUCUCCGUUGAUGCUGCUAAGAAGUUGGCCGGCGAGGGUAUCCAGGCCUCCGUUGUGUCUUUGCCAGAUUUCUUGACCUUCGACAAGCAGCCACAGGACUACAGAUUGUCUGUCUUGCCAGACGGUGUUCCAAUCAUGUCUGUUGAGGUCAUGUCUUCCUUCGGCUGGGCCAAGUACUCUCACGAACAGUUUGGUUUGAACAGAUUCGGUGCUUCCGGAAAGGCUGAGGAUCUUUACAAGUUCUUCGAGUUCACUCCAGAGGGUGUUGCUGAGAGAGCUUCCAAGACCGUCCAGUUCUACAAGGGCAAGGAGGUUGUUUCUCCAUUGAACAGAGCUUUCUAA
Messenger RNA from Sungouiella intermedia, 2034 nucleotides. Lineage: Eukaryota; Fungi; Ascomycota; Pichiomycetes; Serinales; Metschnikowiaceae. The record is from the annotation of a GenBank genome assembly.